GUCGCAUCGUCUUCUCUGUCAUCCUGUCUCGUCGAGCGAACCCGACUUCACCACCAAGACCGAUCUGCAUCGCUGCAAGCUCUCGCAUUCACCAGAACCAUGUCGUCUGCAAUCUCCGUUCCGCAGCCUCGGCUCCCAGGCACUCCCCUGUCGCCAUCCGGCGGCUGCAUCGGGUGCAUCGGCUGUGUUGGUUACGACCAUGCUGUUCCUUCUCUGGCGGCCCCACUGCCGCUCUGCAAGUCGCUGCAUGCCAGUGCCCAGGAUCAACAGAGCCCUGCCUGGCCCGCGGGCUAUCCAUCGGUCUGCCCCGUCCUGCCCUAUCCCCACAAGCGCCCCGUCAUCGAGCCGAAACAGCCGUCGCAUAGAGUAACUCCAUCCCUGGCACUGACGCCAACGUCGUCGUGCCAUCCCCUGUCGGCCUAUCCGCCGGCCAGUCUGUCGAGUCAUCCGCUGGCUCGCUCGUCAGCAUACUGCUUCGAGUCGGCGACUUCCGGCUCCGCAACGAUCGGCUACACGUCCCAGCGGUCUGCAAGCUCCCUCGCCUCGCAUUCGUCCCGGAGCGCUGCGGCGCUAUCGUCGAGCAAGUUUGCAAAGUACAUCACCGCCAUCCUAUUCCAUACGUGCCAACGAUUGCCCGAGGCCCUGCAGGCAGAGCCCCGACAAUCGCAUGCCCAUGCCGCUCCGGCACCAUCGACCCCGCACCAGCUCCAAUUCAACAGCACUUUCCAGUUCAUCCACAGCGUCUUGGGAGCCCUGGCGCACUCAAUACCUCUCACCAUCGUCCUGAUCGCCAUCCACUACAUCCAUCUGACCGUCCUCCAAGACCAGCGGCCCGAGCCCGGCGCCGAGUCCCGGCUGUUCCUGGUGGCCCUGAUGGUGUCGCAAAAGAUGUACGAUGACCGCACCAUCCCCAAGAAAGUCUGGGCCCGCAUCACCGGGCUCAGCAUCGGGCAACUCUCCCGGCUGGAGCGGGAGUUUUGCUCGGCGCUGGACUACAACUUGGUGCUCAAGCACGAGCCCUACCAGCACUGGCUCAACGACAUCCGGGACCUCGCUCGGAUGUGGGAGUCGCUGUAAUAUAGCUGCAUAUUCUUGUUUUGGAAGAUCUCGUUCUGCUGGCCACGAUGAUGUGCGUGGGUUGGUCGGGACAAGCAAAAGCCAUGAGGACCUUGCUG
Messenger RNA from Polychytrium aggregatum, 1175 nucleotides. RefSeq lists its product as uncharacterized. The record is from RefSeq and is a predicted model, not a curated record. Gene Ontology annotation, molecular function: protein kinase binding; cyclin-dependent protein serine/threonine kinase regulator activity. NCBI's taxonomy places the organism in Eukaryota, Fungi, Chytridiomycota, Chytridiomycetes, Polychytriales. Gene Ontology annotation, cellular component: cyclin-dependent protein kinase holoenzyme complex; nucleus. Gene Ontology annotation, biological process: regulation of cyclin-dependent protein serine/threonine kinase activity. The transcript has a single exon. Bases 100 to 1077 code for a protein of 325 amino acids.